Notothenia coriiceps (black rockcod) is the source of this 1981-nucleotide messenger RNA. RefSeq names its product sialic acid-binding Ig-like lectin 12. Lineage: Eukaryota; Metazoa; Chordata; Actinopteri; Perciformes; Nototheniidae. The record is from RefSeq and is a predicted model, not a curated record. The transcript has 9 exons. The coding region runs from base 48 to 881 and encodes 277 amino acids.
UGCCAAAGCACAAAAAGCCCUGCAUUCUCUUCGGACUCCCUCUCACAAUGAAGCUGCCGAGCCUGAUUCAUCUUAGCCUCAUACUGAUGCUGACCUCAGAAGGUCACACAGAUCAAAAUUGGAAUGUUAAUGUCACCAGAAACAUUCAAGCAACACUGGGCUCAAACGUGACCAUAGAUUGUAGCUUUACCUAUCCGCAUAAUCUAUCUUCGGAAAAUGUUAAAGUAUACUGGAAAACAUUUGAGAGAAGUAACUUUUCGUUGGACAAAGACCCAGAUGCAUUCGUUUUUCACCCGAAUAAAGCACUUGUGAAUGAGAAGUACAGAGAAAAGACCAAGCUCUUUGGAAAUGUAACCCAAAAAAGCUGCUCCCUCUGGAUCUUUAACUUCACGGAUGAAAAACUAAACAUCUAUAUGAGAGCUAUGGGAAAGGAAUGGAUGUACAGUUACAGAAAAAAUAACGUCUCCAUAUCUGUGUCUGGUGAUGUGAUCCCAGCCAUUCAUACGUCAGAUACUACAAAUAUUGCAGUAUCCUCCACAAUGGCUACAAUCCAGGGACCUUCUUCAAUAGAGUAUACAGCCAUCUUUGUACCUGUUGCUGCACUUCUGAUCAUUAUUUGUGUGGCUGGAAUUUUCUUUUUCUUGAAAAACAAAAGGUCACAAACUUUGACCAGGGAAGAAUCUGGAUAUUACGCCAAUGUUAGCCGAUCAAACCAAGCUAAAAGAAAUGCAUCAAGCAAGACUCAAGAGAACGAGAACACUUCUGAACUGAAAGUCAUUGAUGAACCUGUCUACAACAACUUUGAGGCCCCUCCAGGUCAGAUGGGUCAAGGAAUGAAUCACACAGAAAAUAUAUAUGGAAAUGUGGAUUAUUCACAAUAGAAGAUAAAUUGCAUCUCACGUGGUCAUGGUUUGUAAAACCUGAACUUGCUUGUUUCUUAAUAUUUAUUUUAGAGAACAUUGUGGCUGUUGGCAGGUACUUUUACAAGACCAGGGUUAUAUCGUUUACUGGUUAAAGCAGCAGAAUAUAUCUGCAACGCAAGUGAACCCUCCCGAAAUUAAAUCUGAUGGCCCUCAAUAGGUUUCUAUAGGGAGACAUAAAAUGAUCACGAAGAGAAUAAAAACAACCACAGAGAGAUACAAAAAAUAAACUACUAAGAAUUACAAAUCUACAGAGCGACAUGUCUUGGUGCUAUGGGAGAUGGGGGACCUUAUUUUGUGGGUCAACUUCCCAGGGUUUAAGGCUAGUUUGGGUUUCAUAUAACUGCAGCCAUUUAUAUAUUCCAUUUAACUUUACCGUCCUUAAAAUUGUUUAUUUGGCUUUUAUUUAUUACACUGAAUAUGUAACCAUUGACAAUGUACAGUUUAAUAUUGCUCAGAGCCAUAUCUUUAAUUGUGCUUUGAUUCUUAAGUUUAACUUAAUUGUUAAACUCAUUAUUACUUGUGUAAAUUACACAUUAUUUAUAGAUGUGUCCAGUGCAGCCUGCAAUUGUUGUUCACCUUUUAAUUGCACUGACCUUUUUCUAAUCUUAACUAACUGUUUAUAGGUCUUACCUUAACCAUUGCUUAUUUGCCUUAAACAUGAUCAUUCUAUGGCUUUAACAGGUUUAGCAGAUAGAUAUUUUGCUGUUUAGCAUAAUUAGAAUUGAACAUUCAGAAAAAGAAAUUCUAGUGAGUGAUACAGGAAAUCAGUUUGGGCAACAUCCCAUGACUUAAAUUCUGUUUUCUGAGUAAUGUCUUGUAAUAUUCUGUUUACAACUUCCGUUUUUACUCGAAAAGGUGGGGUUAAAAUGAUUGUGGUUUUUUUCAAAUAUUUCUCAAUGUGUUUGGCAAUUCACGUCCUGUAUUAUCUGUGCUGCAGCUGAAACUUCUGUUUUUUUUUCUGGUUCAGUCUCCUAUUAGGGGAUCAAGUUAUUAUAUGUAAGGAUCGAGUUAUAGUCUGUACCAUCGAACAAAAUAUUAAAAGUGUAUAUAGUUUCCUC